Pectinophora gossypiella (pink bollworm) is the source of this 4236-nucleotide messenger RNA. RefSeq names its product bleomycin hydrolase. Gene Ontology annotation, biological process: response to toxic substance; L-homocysteine catabolic process; proteolysis. Gene Ontology annotation, molecular function: cysteine-type aminopeptidase activity. The record is from RefSeq and is a predicted model, not a curated record. Lineage: Eukaryota; Metazoa; Arthropoda; Insecta; Lepidoptera; Gelechiidae. The transcript is spliced from 12 exons. Gene Ontology annotation, cellular component: cytoplasm. Bases 80 to 1546 code for a protein of 488 amino acids.
UAUCUGUCAUUUAAUAUUUUGUCGUUUACCGGUGGUGAGCUUGGGAAUUUCAUUCUUUAGUUCAUUAUUAUACUGUUACAUGCUCACAAAGGCAGUGUUUUCAGUGAUUUUGAAGUCUAGAAUAACUAACUUCAAGCAAAUUACAGUUGCUGCCAUGUCUACAGAACCACUAAGCCUGGAAACUCUGAAGAAACUCCAUGAUGACUUCUAUUCAAACUCGAAGAAUGAACUGGCCCAGAACGUCUGCACCCGCUACGACCCGUUUGAGGUUGCCAUCAGCAGAAGAAGAGCGGAUAGUGCACUUCAUGUUUAUAACAUCAAGGUGGAGUCGGAAGGCAAGCCGGUGACGAACCAGGAGAACUCGGGCCGCUGCUGGCUGUUCGCGGCGCUGAACGUGAUGCGGCUGCCUUUCAUGAAGAAGAAUGCCAUCGAGGAGUUCGAGUUCUCGCAGAGUUACCUGUUCUUCUGGGACAAGAUCGAGCGGUCCCACUAUUGGCUAAACAACAUCGUUGCCACCGCCAAGGAAGGGGAAAAGCUGGACGGGAGGCUACUCAACUUCUUGCUCAAGGACCCCAUAAACGACGGCGGCCAAUGGGACAUGAUCGUGAACCUGGUGAACAAGUACGGCGUGGUACCCAAGAAGAUAUUCCCGGAGUCGUUCAGCUCGCGGCGCAGUCUUCACAUGAACGCGCUCAUCAAGACUAAGCUCCGUGAAUACGCCAAGGAGCUGCGGGACAUGGUGGCUGCGAAGGCUUCAGACGCGGACAUCCAGGGCACCAUCAACAAGCAGAUUGCAGUCAUAUACAACAUCGUUGCCACUUGCUUGGGUACUCCUCCGGAAAAGUUCACUUUCGAGUUCUACAACAAGGAGAAGGCCUACCAGUGCAUGGGCCCGCUGUCUCCCCAGGAGUUCUACAACAAGCAUGUCCGCCCGCUCUUCAACGUGGAUGAUAAGGUGUGUCUGGUGAACGACCCGCGGGAGUCGAACCCAUUCGGCAAGCUAUACACCCUGCACUGCCUGGGGAACGUGGUGGGGGGGCGACAGACCGCCUACAACAACCAGCCCAUCGAGACGCUCAUGAAGGUAGUGAAAGACAGCAUCCAAGGAGGCGAAGCGGUGUGGUUUGGUUGCGAAGUUUCCAAGCGGUUCGAGAGGAAGAACGGGCUAGAAGACUUGGACGCUCAAGACUAUCGGCUUGUCUUCAACACGGAGGUGCAGAUAGGCAUGAAGAAAGCGGAUCGUCUGUUGUAUGGAGACUCGUGCAUGACCCACGCUAUGGUGUUCACCGCUGUGGGCACUGAUGACAAAGGUAACCCGAAGCGUUUCCGCGUAGAGAACUCAUACAGCGACAAGGAGUAUGAUAAGGGGUACCUGCUGUUGACUGAGCCCUGGUUCCGGGAGUUCGUGUUCGAGGUGGUGGUUGACAAGAAGUACGUGCCUCAAGCGGUCCUGGAGGUCUUCAAACAGACGCCCGUGGUGCUCCCUGCGUGGGACCCUAUGGGUACCCUCGCCUGUCCCUGCUGCGACAAGGAAAACAGACAAUAGACAGUCUACGGUCACGAGCAUCAAUAUGCAUACACUUUGGUACCAUGUCACAUGAUGUUUUUGAUAAAUUGUACUGUAAGUCUCACUAAAUGUCAAAUAUGUUAGUGCGACAGAGUCCUAAAGUGGGUACAUUAUAUUGCUCAUGACUGUACCUACCUGUAUUGCGGGGUGUAUUGCUUCUUAUAACGUGAACAUAUACCCAUAUAAUAGUACGUAUUCUAGUACACACAAUCUCAUUUUAAGGCCGAAAAGGAAAGAGACAGGUAAUCGUCAGGCAUACAAUUUUAGACAAUUUUAGACAGCAAUCAUUUAACGAUUGAAUUCAAUUUUGUUUGACUGUCAAACUUUUACAGAUUUAACGUUAGGCGGUCGGUUUUUCUCGUGCCUUAUUUAAUAGAGUAGUAUCAGCAUCAGUAAAUUAUCCAUCUCGCUCACUCUUGUGCAUUAGAUAUUGUCGUCUCUGUCGAUUAAAGCGCUUAGAAUACGACGAUCGAGAAAACAGCUUCUACAAUCAACGGUGAGCUAGUGAGCGAAAGAGUGACUGAAGAACUAACUCUUGUAAAUCGCUCGCGUGUUAGUUACCCAUCGUUAUUACUCGAGUGCUAACUUCACAUAAACACCUUCCACAAAACGCACGAAGCUUAAAAGCAUCACCCCGCUAUACGAAGCAAAAUUCAUUCAAUUAAUUCUUUUUUUGAAUCGUUCGCCUUCCACUCGCGCGCGAAAAUGUAUACCUCUCUCAUCUUGCAAAUGACAAGUUCUCAUGUGCUACAUGAAACGGGCGCAUAUUUUCGAAUGUGAGAUGAUGGGGCUAUUCAAAAAGCCCCUAAGCAUAACAUCCCAUUUCGUUGCUAAUGUCGCGAACUGACGUAUCUGCAAUUUUUGACGAUGCCGAUUUACACCUUUUAAAAUUGUCAAUGAGACACAAAUUAGCAAAAAAUACAGAUACGUGAGUUAGCAAAGUCAGCCACGAUUUGUAGGGCAAACUAUUUUGUAUUAGGUAUAAUGACUACUGCAUAGGUACCGGUUUAUAGAUAUUAUUAUAUACGGUAAUUAUUUUAUUUCUACGUCAGGGUAUAAUGUGACUACUAGGGUAUCUUGAUAGUUAUUGCUUUUGACAGGGGGGUUAGAAUGGCCACAUCGCAGCAAUUCAUCUAAGAAAGCAAUAGUGCUAUUUGACAGUUGUUUGCAUUGCGCACUUACUUUUAUACGCGCAAAUGUCAAAUGGCAAUAUUGCUUUCUUAGAUGAAUUGCUUCGACGUGACCUUUUAAACCCACCUGUACAUAUUAAACGGGCCGACACAUCAGGAAAACAUUGAAUUUCAAACACAUUGAUUAUGUACGAAGAUUCGAGAAAGAUUCAAGCUAAGUAGCAAACGAUUAAUGACAAUAGACAGUGCAUAGUAAUAAAAAUGUAUAGGAUUGACCAUUGUAUAAGAAAACCAGGUAUGCUCAAAAGUGACAGCUAACAUUUCAAGGUUAGCCCAUCUGACGUCAUCCCACCAUGCGUUGCCAUUUCGUAAAAAAUAAAUUACCCAUGACCAGUGUUUUUAUUUUUAUAUUUACUUUGCAAGGAAAUUUUAAACUUUUAGUAAAAGAUUUUCUUACAGUUUUAAUUAUAUUUUUUUUUUAUAUAUGGUACAAGAAAUAGUAUUUAAAUACAUUAGUCAGUAAUUUGAUUAAUUUUAAAUAAUAAAAUUUACGUCCUUGGCAUGUUGGAGAUACCAAUUUAAUGGUAACACAGUGGUAACACUUACGUCAUCAAAGGGCUACCAAUGGCGGCUUGUCAUAGGAUUGAGCAUACCAGCGGGCUUAGCACCGUAAGCGCGUGACUCUUUCUCGCCUCGACAUACGUCACCCGUCACUCUCUCACAGUGUACUGCACAGAAAGAGACAGAUGAUCUCUGUCAUAGCGAGAAAGAAUCGCGUGCUUACGGUGCUAAGUCCGCUGGUCUUCUUAUCCCAUGGUAUUGACAUGUCACCGUAUGUCAAUCCCAUACAUUUUUAUCACUGUCACUGACGACUGUCAAAAUCGUUUACAGCUUGGCUAACCCGCUAGUUAUAAUUUAAUUUACGCCAUCUUGCAAAAGCGAAAGGAAUGCUAUAAAUAACACUAGAACGCAUUUACUACCCUGAUCUUCCUAUCCUAGCCCACUGUAACAACACUGAAAGGUUUGUUAGUAUACUUAAUUGUGUUCAUUUAGUUACCAACUCACCAAGUGCUAUAACUAGCAGUAAGACUAGAUAUAACCACACCCGGACAUCCCAUACAAAGAUCUUAUUCUUACCGUGCGCCUAAACCUAAAGCGUAGGUGCGAGUGAGACACACACACACACACGGACACUCCCCUUUACCCUUGGCUUAAAGCCAUGUAAGAUAAAAUAAGACCCAGAGGGGGUGAGGUCGGCGCCGGUACGAAUUGGUGCGGGGGAGAAACCGUUACUGUUCUAUACGUAGUAUUAAUUUUUAAUCUAUGAUAUAACGUUGAAUGAUGAAGUUAUUUUUAUAUUUACGUUUUUUUUUUGCCUAUAAUUAUUAAAAGUAAAUUAAAUGUUUGAAUUAACAGUUGUUGAAGUUCAAUCACAAUACUUAUCUUGUAGUCUGUUGGUGCAGUCAAAUUGUGGAUUAAUUUCCGUAUUGCAUUGUGUAUCAAUUAUUAUUAUGAAAAAAUAUAUUUAUACUUUCUGAA